This is a messenger RNA of Rotaria sordida, 1318 nucleotides long. NCBI's taxonomy places the organism in Eukaryota, Metazoa, Rotifera, Eurotatoria, Philodinida, Philodinidae. The record is from the annotation of a GenBank genome assembly.
AAUCGAUUUUUUGAUUAUUAAAAUUGAUUUUUUUACAUAUUUUUUUUACAUGGGAAGGUACCCAUGUAAGGAACUGAGAGCAACUAGGGUUUAAUUGAUUUUGAUAAAUUUUUUACUUAUAAUCCAUUUUAAUCGAUUUUUUUCUGAUUAAUAAUCGAUUACAACGGCACGAUUUUAAUCAGAUUUUAAUCCGAUUUUUAAUCGUAAAAAUCGAUUACGUGGGGGAAAAUCGGACGAAAUCGAUUUUUAUGAUUAAAAAUCGGAUUAAAAUCUGAUAAAAUCGUGCCAUUUUAAUCGAUUAUUAAUCAGAGAAAAAUCGAUUAAAAUCUGAUUUUUUUCUAUUUUUUUUACAUGGGUAUUAAUUCUAGGUGACAUGAAUGAAGAUAGUUUUCAAACUAAAUCAAAAAAUAUUGAGAGAUCAUUGAAAAAUCUAGGUUUUGUAAAUACAUUUAGGCAUUUAGCUACUACUAAUAGCUUGACAAGUCUUGAUUCUGCAUAUGUAAAUUUUGUUCCAUGUGAAAAAGAAUGCCAACAAGUCAUAGAAACCUUUUAUAGUUUUCAUGAAGCAUUGGCUUUAUCAAUUAAUAGUAUCAAAGAUAAUGUACAUUAUGAUAUUGAAACUAAAGAUAACAGUGAUGAAAGAAUGGAAGAAAAAAAAAAUAAUAAAAAAUUUAAAAAUAAAACUCUUGUACCAGUUAUGGAUAAGAAUAAUGAUAAUGCGAAUCAUGAUCAAAAAAAUCCUGAUUCAACAAAGAUAACUGAUGUGAAUAAAUCUCCAAGCACGCGAGAGUUAAAAUUUCUUUCAAAUAUAAAAGAAACAGUACCGCUCAACAAAUUAACGAUCAGUGAUUUCAGAUUUCAUUCAUUAACCGAACAAUUAAGAGUUUUAAAUCUUCGUACAAUAAGGAUUAUUGGUGAUGGUAAUUGUUUCUUUCGGGCUAUAUCUGAUCAACUUUUUGCUACUCAAACUUAUCAUCGUAGAUUAAGAUCUGAUGCAAUUACGUAUAUUAGACGAAAUAGUGCGGCAUUUGAGUUUUUUGUCAGCGGUGAAGACAAUACUAUUGAUGAUUAUAUUUUUCGCAUGAAAAAAAAUAAUACAUAUGCAGAUCACUUGAUAAUUACGGCUACAGCAACUAUUUUGAACCAAAAUAUAAUCAUUCAUGAAUAUAGUAAACGUCCAUUGCUAAUACCUGGAUCUGAUUAUAUUGAUCGACAACUUCAUAUUGCAUACAAUCCAUAUAAUCAACAUUAUGAAAGUGUCAAACGUUUUGAUGGAACUAUUUCUAUUAUCUCCUUGAAUGAUUUACAACUAACCUAA